Molecule: messenger RNA, 4320 nt
Organism: Carassius auratus (goldfish)
Lineage: Eukaryota; Metazoa; Chordata; Actinopteri; Cypriniformes; Cyprinidae
Gene: impg1b
Product: interphotoreceptor matrix proteoglycan 1b
Exons: 17
Coding region: 731-3778 (1015 amino acids)
Biological process (GO): visual perception
Source: RefSeq, a predicted model, not a curated record
UGAGCUGAGGAGACUUAUUUAUGGCUGUGAAAUGUAAUAAUGCAGGGUGUGUGUAAUCCUCUUCCCAGCUCAAGCAGUAGGCCUGGGGACUAACAUGCACCACAUGCACCACAACAACACACGCUCAGUACACAGAUCUGGCCCCAUGAUCAGAGAAAGGGCAGAGCUUGCUGUCCCAAACAGGGCGAGUAGAAUACAGCGUUUCAGCUUGGCAGCCACAAAAGCUGGCAGAGGGCUGAGAAACUUGUGUUGAGUGGGCCAGACUGAGAGAGACAAGCAUCGGGUGUACUGGAAACAGAGUAAGUAGGCAAGUCGAGUGGCUUGUGAACGAACCAAGGAGGCUAGCAGCUGCUGGUCAAGAAGGCUACUAACAGGAUGAAGAUAGUCCACCACGUGGGUCCACGGGGAUUAGGAGUCAGAGAGAGGUAAACAGAUUAAGCCAGAAAAAGAGGCAGCGUUUUUAACCUCAUCAUUCCCCUUACACCCUGCAGAGCAUCUUCCACCCACUCGCACACUUCAGACCAAGUGUGUGCCCAAGAAUCUGCACCAUCUGUCAGGAAUACCACCCAACCUACAGUAGUGCACACAAACAGCCCCUUCCAUGGAUGCCUGGACACAUAGUCGAUGGAAAUUAACUCUGUCGAACUCAGACGUGAGUUAAGUCAAUACGGACUGUCGUUUCUUUCCAAAUGAGCGACUUUACAUCCAAAAGGACAUAAUCUACUGCAACAUGCCAUUGAAAACAGGAUUAUUCCUCAUUCUGUUCUUGUUUACCCUCCAAGCCAAUAGAAUCAAAGAACUCACUGCUGACGACUUGAUUCUCAGGAUCAGAAAUGUGAAGUACAGGCACUUCCUGGAGACUCCACGGCCAAUGAAACAGUUGACAGAUGGCAGAGAUUCACUUUCUCUGGAUGCGCAUCGAGCAAAGAGAUCAGCGCUGUUUAAUACGGGGGUGAAAGUCUGUCCUCAGGAGAGCAUAGCGGAGGUCGUCACCAGCCAUAAAGCCUACUACAAACUAAGAGUUUGUCAAGAAGCUGUGUGGGAGGCUUUCCGGAUCUUUCUUGACAGAGUUCCUGACACCAUGGAGUACCAGCAGUGGGUGUACGCCUGUCAGAGAGACUCACUUUGCAUGGAGGAUCUGGCCCAAAAUUUUAGUAGCACGCAGGAGCAUCUUGACAUGGUAGCCAGUAGAGUGAAAGCUCAAGAUGAACAGAAGAGGGCUCUCACACCUGCACCAGGCAAGAAAUGUUCAAAGAGUCCUGCGGAGCUUUUCAUCAUGGAAUCUGACAGCGAAACUGGGGCACCAGAUGUUGUCCCUCAGAGGCCAGUGGAGCACAUUGUGGAGUUCAGUUUGACUAUAGUAGACCCCGUACUACUGAGGGAUCCAAGCAGCCCGCAAUAUGAAGACUUCACUCACAAUCUUCAUGAGAAGUUGCUGCAUGUGUUUGACAAACUUCCAGGGUUUAAAGAGAUUCGGGUGCUGGGAUUUCGUCCUGAAGGUGCUGUAGCAAGCUAUGCUGUAGUGUUUGAGAGUGAUGGGACGCGGGCCAUAGGUGACACAGACUCCAGUGAUGAAUAUGGCAUAGAGAGAGCCCUAAAGGGCAUGGUGGUGAAGGCACUAAGUGAGGACACAUCACUUCCUGUGGACGUGCUUUCCCUUAUUUUCAAACCAGCAGGCGAGGAGAACAUGAGAUCUAGUACUGAAAUCAGCAGAGAAUCAAGGUUUUUACCUGGGGAAAUGAGUACACAGUCCACAAAAGAGGACUCAGAGGACAUUACAGCACCUGGGAGUAUGGUCAUCUCUUUUGGAGAUCUGGGCUCUGAUAGGACAGAAAAAAGUGAUAUGCAGAAUUUUCCUGAUAUAUCUUCCCACGUUCCCACGCAACCAGUAGCCACUGUGCUAAUUAACAACUCCCAUCUUGAGGGUUCAAAGAUGACAAGUCUAACCACUGAAGUCACUUCAACAAACGAAGGAUUGUCAAGAACCACUACAGUGGACUACCUAUCAAAGUGGGUGGAAGUCAAAGAGGAUGUGGGACAUGAAAUUGUUGCCACUGCUGCACCACUGGACUUGGAGACUUUUGAGGUAGCGAAAGCAUCUUCUUCAACUCAACCUGAAAUGGAUUUUGAUAUAACACCAGAGGCCACUUCUGCAGAGGCAACAUCAAUCUUGACAACCCUAACCCCUACAGAACGAACGCAAGAUGCUAUAUUUCUUGAAGAUGACACAAUUGGCCAAUCAGAACCUUUAGAGACCCCUACCGAAGGUCUUCCUUCAUACCCUAAAGGUCAAGUUGAGUCACCUACUUCAAUUGACCUUGGUGAACAUGUAGAGUCUCCAUCUGUCGGUGUCACCAUAGACACACUCAAUCAAAACGUGCCCCCACUUGGACUUACAACUCCAGAACCCAUUCUUCCUACAGCAAUUCCCUCUGAGCUAACGCCCACAGAAGACCUAAUUUCACACAUGACCCCGGACAUUUUCCUGGAUGAAGAGGGACAGCCUCUCUGGACAGUUUCACCUCCCCCACGUGAAGGUAGUACAGAUAUUGGCAGAGAUGUUGAACAGGCUGAUAAGGAGGAAGAUACUCUAGACUUUGGGAGUGGAUUCCCUUCAGAGGUUGAUGAGAAUCCACAAUCCUCGGCUCGUCCUCUAGGUUACGUUACCGCUCCUUCGGUGAUGGCUUCUAACCAGGCCAAAGAGUUAGUGGUGUUUUUUAGUUUACGUGUGACUAAUAUGAUGUUUUCGGAGGAUCUUUUCAACAAGAGUUCCCCUGAGUACAAAUCACUGGAGAACACGUUUCUUGAACUGCUCCUGCCGUAUCUACAGUCCAACCUGACUGGAUUUAGGGAGCUGGAGAUUCUGAACUUCAAGAACGGCAGUGUGGUGGUAAACAGCAAGAUGAAAUUAGACAAACCGGUUCCCUUCAAUGUUACUAAGACUGUGCAGUGUGUGCUUGAGGACUUCUGCAAUGCGGCGUCUAAGAGACUGGACUUGGAAAUCGACUCCCAAUCAGUGGAUGUGGAAGCAGCUGAUCACACCGAUCCAUGUAAGUUUAUGGCAUGUAACGAGUUCUCCCGCUGCGUGGUGAACACCUUAACCUCAGAGCCUGAGUGUCUGUGCGACCCGGGCUACAGCACGGUGGACGGCAAUCCCUGCACCAGCAUCUGUGACCUACAGCCGAAAUACUGCCUGAACGGAGGACAGUGUGAAAUCAUACCUGGACACGGAGCGGCCUGCAGAUGUCCUGUAGGUAAAUUCUGGCACUACCAUGGAGAACGCUGCAAUGAAUUGGUGUCUGUGCAAGCUGACCCUCUCCUUUUCGUAGCCUGCCUGGUGGGAAGCCUCUCUGUGGUUUGUGCCGUGAUAGGCAUCUUGAUUUUCAUUAACAAGAAAUGUAUACGGACCAGAAAGACCAUGAGACUUGUGCGUUCACAACCUGCAUUCCCAUUUGGUAAUACUAUGAGAGUAAAUCCAGUUUUUGAGAAUGACGAUGGGGUCUUAACACAUGUGUCAAGCAUGCUCUGUCCCAUGAGCUCUGCCUCAGCCUCCUCACAACACACAGGCCAAGGCACAUUUCGAUCACUUGAAAGUUUACAGCUUAGUACUGAGAUCCCCAGACAACUCUACCCCAGAAGAUCAGAAAAGUUAAUGCCAGAAAUGGUUGACGUCCAUCAGUGUAUACCACAUAACGAGACAUGUCGGAGGUCCAGCAGAUCCUCUUGCUGUUUUCUGAGGAGUCCUGAUAGUGACAGCUUUGAAGUGACCGUUUUAUGAUGUCCACACAGUUUUUGUUUUAAACUAAGCACGGCACCAAAACCUCUUCAGUGCUAUACAAGCAACUCAACUCUGCUGGUUUCUUGUAGACAUUUGGUGAGUGUCUAAAACAACCACUAUGCUUCAAGGAUCAAAAGAAACUCUUGGACAACUCUUGGGAAUACCUCCAGGAAAGAGGACUUCUGAUUUAGAUCCAUCCUGAGCUCUUUUUUCAUUGCACCUUCGAAAAAUUGUAAACUGUAUAUGAGACAUGUAACAUGUUGGAUGCUUUGAACCCUUCUCAGAGGUUUGUUUAAUCCCUCACAAUGAGGUAUUUAUUUACAAAUGGAUACAUUGGGUUGUAUCUUAAAUAGAAAACAGAUUCUAGUCAUCUCUUUUAGUCUAUCCACGGUGUCCAAACAAAGAAAAUGAAUGUAAAGUAUUUUUGUAACUCCUAAAGGUAACAGAAAAGGCAAAAAUACAGACAUGUGGUCAUGGUUUGUACAUUAAACAGAAAAGGUAUUUCUGAAUGUGUCUUUCAGCUACAGAUAAAGUAAAUCCUU